This is a messenger RNA of Eublepharis macularius, 2542 nucleotides long. RefSeq names its product mitochondrial calcium uniporter regulator 1 (gene MCUR1). The transcript has 9 exons. NCBI's taxonomy places the organism in Eukaryota, Metazoa, Chordata, Lepidosauria, Squamata, Eublepharidae. Gene Ontology annotation, biological process: positive regulation of mitochondrial calcium ion concentration; calcium import into the mitochondrion. The record is from RefSeq and is a predicted model, not a curated record. The coding region runs from base 89 to 1093 and encodes 334 amino acids. Gene Ontology annotation, cellular component: mitochondrial inner membrane; mitochondrion.
UCAGAUUGGACGGCGAAAAGAAAUGUAGGAUGGUUCCUUGAACUAUGAAACAGAGCAGCUACGCCCAGUCUUUGCCCUCAAAGCCGGGAUGGUCAGAGGCCAGGCCGCAGCCGCCGUGGUAGUCGUAAGCAGAAGAAAGACGGCUUUCCUUAUCCAGCGGGAGCGACCAGGCUUCCUUACCGGUGCCUCACGUAACGUCGCGGUAUGCUCGCCUGCCUCGCGCCGUUGCCUAGGCGACUGGACGCGGGCCGUUGGAGGCGCACGGGGAGCUGGCGGCGCGCGCCCGGCCUCUGCCGGCCUCGAGAUCAGCUGCCGCGCAGGCUCAGCGACGCGCGGCUUCUCUUUCAGCGCGAGCGUCGGUUCAUUCGGGGCGCGGACCCGUUUCCUCAGCCUCAAUGUGGGUCGUUGCAUCGCCGCCGGAAAGCAAGAUAUAAACAUCUCUGCAUCGCUCCUCCAAGUAGGAAACAGUAAGGCAAGUUUUUCCCCAUCGGGAAGCAAGAAGCUUUAUUUUGACACACAUGCCCUUGUGUGCCUUAUGGAAGAAAAUGGAUUCACCACUCAGCAAUCUGAGAUGAUUGUGUCUGCUUUAAUAAACACCAUGAACAGCAACUUGGCUGUGAUGUACAAGGACAUGGUCACCAAAGUACAACAGGAAAUAGCUCUUCAGCAGAUAAUGUCUCACAUUGGUGUUUUGAAAAAAGAUAUGAUCAUUUUGGAGAAGAGUGAAUUUUCUGCACUCCGGUCAGAAAAUGAGAAAAUAAAACUUGAACUUCUGCAGCUAAAAAAGCAAGUGAUGGAUGAAACUUCCAAAGUUCGUACUGACAGCAAAUUAGAUUUUAACCUAGAAAAGAGCAGAGUAAAAGAAUUGUAUUCACUUAAUGAUAGAAAACUGUUGAAAAUGAGAACAGAAAUUGUGGAAUUGCAUGCACAGCAAGAUCGAGCUUUAACACAGACAGACAGGAAAAUAGAUACAGAAGUUGCGGGACUGAAAACAAUGCUGGAGUCACACAAACUUGACAACAUUAAAUAUUUAGCAGGCUCUGUAUUUACAUGUCUUACAGUAGCACUGGGAUUUUACCGUUUAUGGAUAUAACAAACCAUCUGUUUUUUUUUUAAAGGACUCGUAUUACCUUGCCUUAGAAAAAACAAGGAUGCAUUGUUGCUUAGCUGAAAUUUAGUCCUGACUUUGAACAGAGUUACUGCCAUUUUAUUUGUUAACUGUGGAAUGUAACCCAAGAAGGUGCCUGAAGACUAAUAUGAAUGUCAAAAUAUUUAUAGAAACUUGGCCCUAGUUAAUCAGCCAUAUUUUGCACCCCUUAGUUUUUGGGCCUUUCUUGACUAUUGCAGUACAAAAAUGUCAGGUAAGGAGUAUUUCUUAGACAUUUCAAGUAUAAUUAUAUUUUACAGGAAAAUAUACCAGGGUGUUAAUGUGCCAAGUUCUGUUGUAAUAUUUGCAGUACUUACUAUUCAUUCAAGGAGAGAAUUAAGCACUAAGUGAAGGGAGAGUGAAGCAAAAAAUACAGUCACCCUUAUUUAACCCCAUUUCUUCAGAACUAGAAAAUUCCAAGUUAAAUCUCAGCUUACAUAUUUCUUCCUUCUUCACAAAAUAUACUGUAAAGAUUUGUUUUCUUUCUAUAUUGACAUACUGGUUGCUUUCAUUGUGUCUGAUGUUGUACAUUUCCGUCCACUUAAUCAUGCUUACAGAUGUAGAUAAGCAAAUGCCAAAUGAACAGUAAAUUUGAAACUGCAUCUCAGCUGACACAUUAAUUCUAAAAAUGGAAAAAUAAUGCUUAGUGAGAAGCAUUAGCCUUUUGCAUAGAUACAGAAACCUUUUUAUACUACUUUGCCGAAAUAAGACUUUUUUGCCACCUCUAGUCCAACAAAUAAGCCAGUAAGUCAGCCUCCAGUUGAACCCAAGAGCAGAAUGUCAGUCUUUCUUCAGAAGUGUUGAAACAAAUACUAAAUAAUAUUUUUUAGCAGUGGCCAAUAUUGAAGAAUAAAGCUGAUAGAUCGAACUCUUAUCUAAGCUAAUUUUUGUAAAUAGUAACUUGGGUAGUAGGAUUAGAGACUGCUGUUAGAAUAUCUUUCUAGAGCAAAAGGCCUAAUAUUAGUUCAAUUGAACUCAAUUCCACAUAAUUUCCUAGAUUCAGAGAUGCAUGUGUGAGUGUGCGACCUCUUCAUGAAUGGACUAAACACUCAAGUAGGGACAUCUAGGAAGUGAAUAUGUGUAAAGAAUGUGCAUGCUAAUGUGCUUCUUCCACUGUGGCCUGUAAAAUAAUUUUGCUGGUUUAGGGGCUUCUGACAAAUGUUUGGUACCCUUUUUCAGCCAUGCUGUUAUGGGACUUUGCAGUAUACAUGGUUGAAUAUUUUCCUAUGCCCAAUUCCUCCUCCUCCCAUUUUGGAACUGUAUAAUCAUAACACCACUUUGUAUUGUCGAAGGCUUUCACGGCCGGAGAACGAUGGUUGUUGUGGGUUUUCCAGGCUGUAUUGCCGUGGUCUUGGCAUUGUAGUUCCUGACGUUUCGUCAGCAGCUGUGGCUGGC